Messenger RNA from Anneissia japonica, 1779 nucleotides. RefSeq names its product carboxypeptidase A4-like. NCBI's taxonomy places the organism in Eukaryota, Metazoa, Echinodermata, Crinoidea, Comatulida, Comatulidae. Gene Ontology annotation, molecular function: zinc ion binding; metallocarboxypeptidase activity. Bases 317 to 1654 code for a protein of 445 amino acids. The transcript has 7 exons. The record is from RefSeq and is a predicted model, not a curated record. Gene Ontology annotation, biological process: proteolysis.
GCUACCAACAGAGCGUUCUGAUCAAGACGUGAAUCAGUUUUGAAUUUUAUAUGGCUAGUUGUUGCUGCAAUUAUAAGUUUCAGUGUUGCUCCUAUAGGCCUAGUAGUAUGUAUUUGUAAAGGUAAAAAAUGCACCUUGUCCUUUGUAUUAUUGAUGUGAACAAGAGAAAUUCAAUCAGGUACUGUGCAAAUCGUCUUUAACUGAUCUAUUCUAAGCCUAGGCACCAGCCCGUAUUCUGUAGCUUCAUUCAGCAUUCUUUCAGCGGCAGCAGGGUUCCUUAACUUUCUGAUAGCAUUUAAGAAUUGAAUUUAUAAGGAUGGUGAAUUCUGACAGUGGUUACCAUUCUCCAGAUAGUGAAACAAACAAAAUGAAAUUUUCAAUUUGCACCUUGUUCUUAACUUUGUAUGUUUGGAUAUUACCAAUACAAGUAUUAUCUGGGGAUGUUAAACCAAGACAUGAAGUCUAUACCCCUGAUUACAAAUUCUACCACAAUUUAACAAAAAUAAAACUUCAUAUUGAAGACUUAUUAUCAAAGAACCCAGGUUAUAUACGGCAUUAUACUGAGUACGAGUCGAGAAAUGGUGCAUCACAGUUCGUUCUCAGGAUUUCAAACUUCUCAGACAGUAAGAUGGCCUCACAUAUGUAUACCAUUGCCGAUCAUAAACCUAGGAUUCUACUUUCCUUCGGAGAACAUGCAAGAGAAUUUCUUCCUAUUGAAAGUUUGUUUCAUCUGUUGACGAAUCUAACAAGCGGACUGGCCACUCCUAGGGGUUCAAAUACGGAAGCAUUCUCAAGAAAAGUCCUGUCGCAGAUAGACUUAUUUGUUAUAGUGAUGGCUAAUCCUGACGGUAGAAAACACAUAGAACGUACUUAUAAUUAUUGUUGGCGAGGCACAAGUGUUGGUGUCGAUCUUGAUCGCAACUUUGAAUGGGAGUUUGGCGGUAAAGGUAGCUCGGAUGAUCCGAACGAUGAGGAAUAUCGAGGACCAUAUCCAUUUUCAGAACCUGAAAGUUUUGUUUUUCGUGACCUUACAAAGCGCUACCAUUUUGACAUGUUCGUGUCAUUUCAUUCUGGGAUACGGCAAAUCUUUUUACCAUUUGCAGAUUCUGUUUCGAAGAGAGAGAGUCGCAUUCCCAGCAACAUGGAUGCUCAACUCCAUCUAGCAUCCAAAAUAGCAAGGGCGGCGGUUGCAGAUUUUAACUUUGGUAUUGGUUACAAAUUAAAUAGUUAUCCAGCGGAUGGCACAAUAUAUGACUACAUGUCGGGAAUAAUGAAGAUUCCUUUUUCUUACACAAUAGAAAUUUGGGGGCAAGGAGACCACAAGGGGGCACAGUGCUUUGACUUAUUCAACCCACCAAAUGAAAAUUUACAGAAAGCAGUAUCUGAUUUGAUGCCAAUUUAUGAGACAAUUUUCGACUAUGUUAUUAAAUGGAAAGAGCAGCAAAUUCACCAAUACUUUCAUAUAUCACAGGAACCAGCGUUUGCUGUUUCCAUGGGUUAUAUACUUUUACUAGUUGUCUUCCUUCUGUUCCUGUUGGUCAUGUUCCAGCAUAAACUUCCGAUAAAUUUACGACCAUUUAACCGCAGAAGAGUCGUCAGUCUUCGCUCACUUAGUUCAACAUUUUCAGUUGUCGGAGGGAUCAAGAUAACCUGAUGUAAUGUCAGUGAUAUUCCACCAAUUGGCAAAACACCCUCUGCAACAUUCCCGAAGCUCAUUCCUUUAAACUAAGAAGUAUAUUUCAAUUUCGUUUUAGUUCUAACAUUAAAAUGCUUGUUUUA